AUGGUGGUCCCUGGAGAAAUGAAGGGAAUUGUGCGGACGUCUUCUACCGCAUCAACUAAGCGACGGAUGAGUGCACAAGUGGCUUUUGCCGCGCUGAGCUACCUUUCUUCAAGCUCUAAGAUUCUAGCGAUAACCCUACACGCAAUCAUUUUACUUUUUCUCUUUCUUAAAAUUCUCGAUCAGAACGUUUCUCGACCCAAUUACUGAAAAUCCUAGAAGUCUUAAACCUUAACUUCUUAGUUUUCAGAAAGCCCGGAUGCCGAAACUAGCGACCUUUAUAGCGUCCGUUCCAGAAAGUUCCGAUAGUUGAAAAUCGCAUCAUCUUACUGUUACAAUGUUCUCCCUUAUUUUAGCUUUAAUUCAUAAUGUAUUCUGUUUUCGAUAAGUUUGUUUGCUUUUUAAAACCUUUAUUUUUUUAUAAUAAAAAAAUGCCGAGAAAAGAUCUAGUCGAUUUUUUUUUUCUUAAACUUCAUAAUGUCUUUGACAUUUUAUUUUAUGUGUCGCUCAAAAUUCUCUCCCCGUCCACUCAAUGAAACAAAAAACAAAGCAGAAAAAUCGUACAGUUCUGGUGAUGACAAAUCGAAUACAGCAGAAGCUUUCAAAUUUCGAACAAGCGGGUCUCAUAUGCUGAAAAAUAUAAUCUAAACACUCACAAACGUGUCAAACCAUUCGAAAUUUUAAAAGCGUUGAGCGUUUUAUCGACGAAAACGACAGCCAUUUUGUAGCUAUUCGAGUCAAAAGCAUUUUCGCUGUUCGACGAAAACUUUUUCCUGAAUUGUUCAAAAACUCUUUCUUUUAUUUGAACUCCCAAGCACAGAUUUAUCUUGCGGCGCUUCUCAAACCGUUUGUUCUUUUGAAACUAUUUCACUUUUUGUUUUCCGUCAUUUCAUGUCUUUUACAGACGUUUGUGAAUCAACUACUUCUUAUAUUGUAUCCGUCUUUUUUGCUUUUCCUUACCGUAUCGAAUCGACUUAUGACUGACCUUUUAACACAAUCAUUUCUAUUUUUUUCAGUCACAAUUGCGGCCCGACGAGUCGCCAUAGCCGCCACGCUGAAGCGAUCACACCCCGCCGAAGAUUUUUUGCAAACUCUUGAAGACCAGGAGUUUGCCAUCGUCCAGGCCAAGGUUGGAAGAGCCAUAUGUUAUAGUUUCUUUCAAAGGAUCUCAUGGCGUCCGUUUUUUUUUCUUCUGCUAGGCUAAUUGAAUUUUUCAAUUUUUUGGCCUUUUCUCAGUUUCGAAAAGUUUAGUUACUGUAAAAUUGCAAACUUUCGUCGUAAAAAAACAGCGUCUUUGUUGAAAAACACUUCAAACGAGGAAUUAUUUUUUCUGAGAGUACCAAGACGAAAAAAACUUACUUCAUGUCGUAAAAGCAUAUUUAUGUUUUUAUAGCUCAGUUAUGCGGCUUCCGAGAGGCUAAUAUGAAAAGCGCUCCUGGCUUGGUGCUUGCAGUUUUUUACGAUCGCAAAAAAAAGACGUUUCAGGCACUGCAUUCGCAGUAGGGUCUGAAAUUGUAAAAAAGAAUUUAGGUGAAGUAUGGAAAACAUUUGCAAGGUCAAAAUUAAAGUUAAAUUUUUUUUUUCGCCAAGUGAGCCAUAUUUUCACCUACAGAGAAGAGUAAAAAAGUACGAGGGUCCUGAAUUUCAAAAAUACUCCUUCGCGGUUACUGUGAUUAAUCAUUAUGAAGUUUCAAAAAAAGUAUGUUUCGAAUAGUUCAAUUCCUGAAAAAAUCAAAAAAAGCAUCCAAGAAGUUCAGUUUCAAAAAAUAGAGCAUAUGCUUCUUUCUUGAAAUUAUUUUUAUAGUUUUUUCACAAGCCACUUCGGCUGAUUCAAAAUACAAGUUCAAAAAUUGCAUCUAGAAGGUUUGUUGUCGACUUAUUUCUCGAUUACUUCUGAUCAACUUGAAUUUGAAAAAUAAAUGUGAAAACCAAUUGAUGGUUGCAAGUCUACCGGUGAACUUCAAAAUGUGGAAAUAUCAGAAAACCCUAACAGACGGAAUGACACCUUUUUGUGACAAUGUGCAAUCAAGGCGAAACAUCUGCUGCAAUUAGUCGGGGAUCUGUGGUAAGUCCGGCAGCACCUGGAUCGAGCCAUUUGCACUUCGAUUCCAGCACACGGUCUUUGGAAGGGCGCAGAUCGGCCUCAUUUAGUGAUUCUCCUCAGUCGGACGCGGUUAUGAUCGAGUGUCGGGCGAGGAGUCAAUCGGCUCUCGCAAUAUGUUCUUUGUGUUUCAUUCUGUCAUUUGCCAUGUGACCUUUUAUACAACAGUCCUUUUGCUGUCAAAAUCAAAAAGCUCUUAAAAUCUUGAUUCCUUUUUUUUUUGCUAACAACUUUGAAAAAAAAGUUUUUACUUUUGCAGCAAAGAAUAGAGUGUAAAUUUUUGAAAAAAAGUGGAAUUUUUUCAAUAGUUCGGAACUCUCUUCUCAUCUGAAUAUUCAGCUGGUUCUUAAAAUUCCCCGUUCAUUAGCCGAGUAAUGCUCUUAGUGCUUUUCAAUUUCGAUUCAAUUUAGCAUUCCGCGAACGGAAAAUUUUUAUGUCUUAGCGCUUGCACGCUUCCUCUUCCUUCGUUUGCAGUUCACUUCUCUUUUGUAUUCACUAGAGUUCGGACAUUUUUCUUCAAAAUUUUUUCCCAUCACAGCAUUCUUUUGCAAUCUACAAGUUCUCAUGCUGGUUAGUCUUCGUCGAAAGUGUGUUUGAAUCGUGAGAAAACGUCAAAAGGUGUCGGCACUGUACUAUGUGGUUGUCUCGUGAGAAAACUCCACACGCUUUCGUUUAUUUCUUUCACAACUACUGAAAGAAAAUUUUUGGAAACCUUGAUAAAGACAGAAGAACGAAAGAAAUUAAAGCCGAAAUUUGCAUCUUUGAUGUUUUCAUCAUGAUCAACGUGUUCAUCAUGCGUCAGGAGGAACUUUCAUAACAUUUCGCCUUUGAAACGGUGUAAGAGGCUUUUUGUAGUAUUCUCACUGAUUUAUGAAAGAAGUGUGGUGUUCAAAAAAGCCCUCAAAGUGGUACAGCUUUUUUAGAAUUUGAAAUCUUCACAACCCGUCCGAAGACGGUUGGAAUAUCUGAACUUUGCAACGAGCUCUUAUCAGUUCUUUUGAAGAAGCCCUCCUCUUUUUUGAGUCUUUCUUGGUCUGACGAGCUUCUAUCAAGUGAAUCAAGUUAUAAUUUUUUACAAAAAAAGAUAGUAAGAAAAAAAUUGUGCUGGGGGGCGUUGGCUGAAGGCGCGUCCGAUUCAUCCGCAGCGCACGUCUUUCUCUCGUGUCGUUCUCGCACUCUCCAUCCAGCGACCUCCGGCUGCCCGCAACACGCCAUGAAAACCGAGAACGCCUUCCUUAACUUCCUUAUCAAAGAUAUCGAGAGAGCCGAACAAGAGGUAUAUAAAUUACCUCCCUUUUUGGUGACUUUCCUGAGAUGUAAUCGGAGUUUUGAGAUCGAGGGUUUUUUUGAUCUUAUUGUGCUCAUUGCCGACUGAAAAAAGGAUCAGUGAACUAGGAUAUCAGCGUGUUCAGCGAGAUAUGUGAAGUCGUCUCUGUGAUGGUCAUGAGUAGCUGAAAGGUUCAGGUGAUAUGGAAUGAAUUAUCGGAAAAAGCUGACUGGCUCAAUUCCAAUAUCGUAACAAUGCAUUCAGUGAAGUGUGGCAUCUUUUUCUUUUCUGAGAAAAAGAGGAUUUUGACUUAUUGGAAUUCGAAUACUGCCCUCAGAGUGUAUUUUAUUGUUCUUCCCAAAGUUUUUUGAACUUUGAAAGGCUAUUCUCUUGAUCCAUGGCACUCGUCAAUCUCGAAGCUCUUCUUGAAUCAAUCGUUUUUUUUCAAAUGAGAGAAAACGUUCCGCAAAAGUUAUUGAACUAUUGGAAUUUUUUCUCAAAGGGAAUAACUAUCAAUUUUAGUUUCUCUAUGUCUGUUACUUCUUCCUGAAAAGCAGAGAACUUUGUUCUCUAAAUUUUCAAGAAUCCUAUAAAACAGUGAAACAAAACCGUCAUUACAUGAUCAUCAACAUAAAAAAAUUUUUUUCCAAAAUCUUUUUAACUGCUUUUUUUCAAUCAGGUCAUGAUUUGAAAAUCUCUCUGAUCUUUGUUGAGCGAAGCGAAAUAAUCCAGUCUUUUGAGAACUGGAUUUAUCACCGCAACACCUUUCCGACCAGGAACUUUCUCUCUGUUACCACUGAUAUUGACGGAAAUCUGCAAAAAGCAUUUCAUUUUUAAAAUGCUUCAAUUUCAAACAAAAGAUUAUUUUUUUAAAAAAAUUUUUUUCUUUGAAGCGAAUUUUCAAAAAUGGAAAAAUUUUGAAAAAAAAAAUGAAAUUUUAAAGAAACUUCGUCGGAAUCGAGAAUCAAGCAAUCUUGAAAUGUUUUUCCUGCCGGAAAAUGAUUUCUGUGGCGGUUUCAGAAAAUGAUGGCAGCUAGUGCGGUGGCGCCGUUUCACGUCGGUACGUCGCUGUCCAACGGGACGACGCCUAACUCGCUGUGCUCGACGCCGGUGACGCUCUUCCCUCAACAGCCGCUGCUUCAUCUCUUCCCACAGCAUCAGCUCGCUCAGCCGCAUAUUGACGUCAGUUUUUUUUUUGAUCAUAGGUUUCUCACUCAUUUGUGGAUAAAUAAUAUCUUUUUAGAAGAAUUGUUUGAAUCUUUUAGCAGAAUUUGAAAUUUACAAAUUGUUUUUUCAUUCAAGAAGACCUUUUUUCAAGUUUUCACAACGAUUUCUUGCGGAUUUUAUCUGAAAACUUUUUUGUAGUCAAGAAAUCUUCAAAUUUGCUGAAAGGCCAACUGAAGUCAGAAAUACCACCAAAAAAAGGUCAAGACUCUUUUUUUGAUUUAUUUUUGUUCUGCUGAACUAGAAAAUGUCAAAGGCAUGGUAAAUAAAAUAAAAUAAUGCAGAAAAAAAAAUCCUGGACAUUUUGAGACAAAGAAAAAUGCUUUUUAACACAUCCAACUCCGAAAAAAAGGUUUCUGAACAAAAAAUGUUGCGACUGGAACCAUUAUCGAGUGUCCUUUAACACAUUGUGCAAAGGACACAAUAGUGUGCGUGAGCAGUCCAAAUGUAUGAAUGCACCUGUUGAAUGGCAAACAGCGCCGCGCGGCUUGAUAGGUUGUCCCAAAGCGUUCAAUCGCGUCCGACCGCUUUGCUUCCUAAUACCCAAAACCCAUCUAAUGAUUGAUGGCUACAUCGAAAGCCCCCAAUGACCUUUGAAUCCUUCAUUUUAACGUUAAACCUCAGUAAAGUGCACCUACGCUUUUUGAAACAGAACCUAGUCUGUUCAUUUAGCUUUCCACUCUUUUUUCUCCAAAGAAUUCUGCCGGAUCUUAUGCGGAUUUGGUUUUUUAUUGUUUUUAAUAUCCGGUUUGCGAGAUUGGUGGAUUUUUAAUAAGAGCAUUUUGAUUUAAGAUCAUGAAAAAUUUUCAUCAAUUUCACCUGCCUUUCAAUCAAGCUAUGAAGUUCCGAAAACUCCAAAAUACCUAUUUUCUUCAAGAUUCAAAUUUUGAUAAAACUUGAAAGCUUUAUAACUGAACUUAAUGAUACAUGAAUUUUUUUAAGCCAUUCCCAAUUCUCUCGAGCCGUCGAUGAACCAACCUAAUAAUUUAUGAAGAUCUCAAUCUCUUCAUUUUUUUGUUCUCGCCAAAAAGUAGCCGAUAAUGGGAUUUGUGAGCCAUUCCGGGUAGACAAGAGCAUCUUCCCGCCCUAAAACACGCUCAGCCGUAAAUUGGACGUUUGGCGUGCAGAUGUACCCAUCAAAUACUGGCAGCACCCUCUGUUUCAGAGUCCAAUAAGACAGUCAUACGUAAUGACCAUGAAUAUCGCCGCGCAAGCCUCUCCCGCCAAUGCAUUUGCAACGAACCGUCGUGUUCCUCGAUUGGCGUGCCUUUCAAUUUUAUGGUGGAUUCACGGAUUAGUCGGGAAAAAAAUCACGACAGUUUUGAGCAAUACUUUUAUUGUAAAACCAAAAAAAAUCACGGAAUCUCAAAUUAAUUUACAAAAGAAAAUUAUUUGAGUAUUGUCUCACACCAAAUGUGAUAAACUUGAAAAAAAUGAGAUUUCAAGAUGAAAAAAGCCCGAGAGAAUUCAUUUUUUUGACACAUCACUUUAAUACGAAAAGUCACAGCUCAUACUACUUAUUUAAUUAGAUUUUAAUAAACUCUCAAACUCAUUAAACAUUUUUUUGAUUAGCAGGUCAAACAUACCAUUAAGAAACCAGCGAAAACUAGUAAAAAAUAACUCCUUUUCUACAGAUAGACCUACUUAUUUCAAUUCUAGCCAAUUUCUGAGCAAAUUCCAGUCUUCCUUCUCAAUUUUUGCUUUUCAUUCCAAUGUCUGUAUGACUUGAUAGACUAUGGCGCUUCAAAAACAUGAAAUACUCUCAUUUUGAAUCAACUUGUAAGCUUUGUAACUUGACUAAAACUUGGAAAUGAAAUAAAUAAAAUUUGUGAUCUGGAAGCAAGAAAUGCUGGAAUAUUUCAAGAAUCUUACCAACUUAUUUAAGAGCAUAGACCAAAAUGAUUUCAAGCCGCAGUGGACUGAAAAAAGCUGUAUUACACCAGAGGUCAGCGGUACUGAUACGGGUGUAAAGAGCAGAAGGGAGCGCAAUAAGCGGGGCUCCGCGCCUUUCCUCGCUCUAUUCGCAGGCUACUGGUCUCUAUAGUCUGUACGUUUAAUUCCCAUCUCUUUGCGCGUCCAGCGCCGUUUUUCUGUUCUUGCUGUAUCAUUCAGUUGUCUGAAAAUGCACGAUUUCCUAUCAGAUGAUCUAAUCUGCAGAUCGUAUCUUCUUUCGGAGUGCAGACUAUAUCCAAAAUUCUUCAGAAUUGUUCUCUGGGUUUUUCCUCUUGAAUCUAGGUUCAAAAGUCGAUUUCUUCUUAUCCGAAAAUGUUUUUCAAUCAGUUUUUGAAGAAGAAAUAACAGAGAAGCUUUUUCUUUUUCGUAAGUGCUCAGUUAGUACGGACUCAGUACUAUGAGCCCUCUUGAAGAGUGUUUCAUGGAAGAAAAUGAAGAUUUCCUUAACUUUACUGUUUUAGAAAAUUCUUAUAUCCUCCUGACUCCACUAUCUUUUUUUUCUGGAGUUUCAAAUCGUAUAACACCAAAAAAUGAUAUGAGGUUAUGACUUUAAAAAACUUGAAGAUAAAUUGAUUCUGAAGAUUCUUCUGAUUAUCUGAUUUUAACCUUCAACAUUUUCAAGUCGAUCUGUCAUGAAAUAAAAUAAAAUCUAUUUGGCAAAUAAAAAAAAUUUUGGAAGCAGUGAACACCCAAAAAAGAAAUGAAGAGUCCAAAUCGUCAACAUAAAAGUUUAGUGUUUCUUUAAAGUUAUCACGAUAAAAAAAUAUUUUUUUGCCAAAGUAUUUUUUGAACUUUCUUCUAAGGUUUUUAAUGAUAAAAAAAUGAAUUUUUUCUCAAAAACUUUACGAAAAGUUUGAACUCAAGACAAAAAAGAUGAUAGGAAAAGAACUGUUAGAAAAUCAGUCGACCGAAAUCGACCUAUAGACUGGAUAAAAAAGUCCUGGAGGCCGUAGGUUUUUUAUUUCGUCGCCACCAAACGUGUAUAAUCGAAAAUUGAUCGGCUGGGCUACUGCGCAGGUCAAUCGCAAUCAGUCGGUCCGUUAUUAUUCUUAUCGUUUUUUAUCGUUCAGGUCCAUUCUCUCCUUUUUGUCCCCUUGAUCAAGUUAAUAGAGCUUUUUGUAUUCCCCUUUUUUGAAAUAGAAUGAGUCAAAUUCUCAAAAAAAAUGUUUCAGUACCAGAUGCAGCUGCAGCCGACUUUGGCCAACACUUACGAGGGGAUCCCGAUUUUCGUGGUACCAUCAAAUGGGCCUACCGCAGUUCCUUUGGCCGCAAUUCAGAGAGCAGCGGUUAGUUGGAUUCUCAAAAAAUUCGGUUUUUUGUUGGAAAAAAACUUUAAAAUCUUCUCUUCUUCGAAUCAGGAAGUAAUAUGCUACGGAAAAAGCAAGUUCAAGUAAUUUAAAUGAAAGUCUCAAGCUAUGCAUUUUUAUGUAUGCACUUUUUAAAUGAUUCAACGUGCGAUAUGUUCCGAAAAGUUUGAAAAAAAGCUUCUUCCGUCUCUUUUAGAAAAAAAGUCAGAAAAAAAGCUUUCAACUAACCUUUCUUUCGAGUUUUGGGUGAGUAGUUUCAUGCAUGAUCUAUUAAGGGAAAAAAUUUUAUUGCAUUUUUUGGUUUCUUUUCGGAUAUUUUAAAGGAAAAACUUCGAAAUAAAAAUAUGCCGAACCAGUUUUCCGAAUCAUUAACAGGAAACAGCUUUUUAACGAGCCAUGUUAAUUUUAUGCUGAUUUUCCAGGAAAUCAAAGCAACUCUGGCAAACAUCCCGCACGAACCGAGAAUAGACACAAGCCGUAAGAGCGUGUUUUGCGAGGAAGAGUUCUUAUAUAAAAUUCAGAGCACUACCACGUCUUUGUCGGCGACCUGAGCCCCGAAGUCGACAACCGGCUUCUCAAAGAGUCUUUCGCUGUUCACGGAGAAGUCAGGUAGGAAAGAUUUUAUUUUGCCUUUUUCAAAAAGAAAAGUGUUUCAGCGAAGCAAAAGUGAUCCGAGACGCUCAAACGCAAAAGUCCAAAGGAUACGGAUUCGUCUCAUUUCCCUUGAAAGAGGUUAGAAAUCUAGUCAAAACUGAAAAGAAAUUGCAAUUGCGCAAAAAAACACGAAUAACGGUUCUGUUCAUUUGGAGAAUAUGAAACGUUUCAAAGUAAUUUGGUCUUGGAACUUAUUUUUCCUUUUUUGGACUUUUUUCAAUCAUGUUUUUCAGAAUGCCGAGCAAGCAAUCACGGCCAUGAAUGGUCAGUGGGUUGGCCGCAGAGCAAUCAGAACCAACUGGGCAACUCGAAGACCUGCCGAAGAAGCACGGGACAAGCUCACUUUUGAACAGGUGAUUUUUACAAGUUUUUUUUUGCUUUUUCUGGAUAACACUAGUGAUUUUCUUUUCAAAAAGGGAAUUUUAGAUUUGUUUUUUCAAGUUUAUCAAAUGAGCUGAGCUUUUUUUGCUUACCAGAGAGUGUUUUCCGAAAUUUCUACCUGACUAAGAUGGUAAUUUCGGAAAAGUGGCCAAACAAUGUUUCAAAUUUUAUGAUUUCAUCGAAAAAAGACUAUAUACAUCAGCUGGAGUUUUUUUAGAGAAAAGUGUAAAAGGCCCAUAAUUUGAAAAAGUCAGAAUUCAGAGAAAACCAUUUCAUUUUGCAAUAAAAAAAUAUGCUGAUAUGUUUCAAAAAAACAAGAUUCAUAAAGUUUGACUUUAGAACAUUUCAUAUUAGUCCAUUUCAAAAUUUAAAAGUUUUUUUAGAUCUUCAACUCAACGAAGCCAGACAACACUUCCGUCUACGUAGGAAACGUACACCCUGUCACAACAGGUGAACUUUUUUUUCAUUCAGAUCUACCACUCGAAUAACCUUUUCUGUUUAAUUUAUUUAUUUUUCCGUUCGCUAAUCAUACAGACAGUCUUUAAAGGUCAACGAAGGUUUUCAAACAAAAAGUGCGAAGGCUAACAGAAUAAAAAAAUGCAAUGAAAACAAGAUGGCGCGACCUUUUGCUUUUUGCAAAUGAAGACGUAUUGGAUAGUACCUUGGUCUCAAGGUGCAAUCGUUUUCGAAGGUGAAAAAAACGAAUAGGGGGGAGAGGGCAGCAAAUUUUUCCUGAUUUUGUAAACCAUUCUGGAGGUUGAAAAAAAAAAAUGAAAAUUUUGAUUUCUUAUCCACUAUAGAAAACUGAACUUGAUGGGAUGCCGGUCUUCAGGUGAAAAAUUAAUUUUUAAAAAAUCAAACAGGAUUAUUGAUGUCAUAUUUAUCGAAAUAGCGGUGAAUGAGGUUUCAAGUUUUAAAAAGUCAAAAAACCUAGUAAAAAUGGACUGUUACUAUCGUCAACUUUCUAUAAAAAUCCAACAUCUUCUUUCAGAAAACGACUUGCGAGAAUUUUUCACGAAGCACGGAGAAAUUUCUGAAGUUCGUCUGUUCAAAGCUCAAGGAUAUGCGUUCGUCCGGUAUGAGAAGAAGGAGUGCGCGACAACGGCAAUCAUGGAAGCAAAUGGAAAGGAACUCGGUGGCAACACAAUUCGAUGCUCCUGGGGUCGCGUUCAGCCCAACGUUUGUUUUUUUUUCAGUUUCAAACAUUUUUUCUGCACCUGAUCAAACACAACUUGCGCGUCUAAAUACUAAACUGAUGGAAGCUCCUCAUUUUUCAGUUUGAAAAGGAACUUUUCGAUAAUCUCACAUUCUUGCUAAAGAACCAAGUUCAAAUUUGAUAUGAAUAAACUUUUCAGAAUCCGCCAGCUCAGGUGAUGCCUGAUCUGACGCCACUUCUGGCUCCUGCUCUGAUGCAGACUCCAAUGACCGCCAUGCCCAACAUCUUCUACAAUCCCUACUUCACGCCGCCAGUCUGCAAUACCGGUUUGAUACCGCAAUGGUAAUGUAAUCAAUAUCCUUCCCUCAAAAAAAUUAUCUAAUAACUUUGGAAAUGAUGAAAACUGUGUCAACUCUAUGCAUGAUUUUUCACCCGCCUCAUCGCUAAAAUUCCGUCUUGUUUCUAUUAUUAAAUUAUCUCGAUUCCCGAUAUCGGUUACUUUUUAACGUUGUGAAGGGCUUGCCAAUCGGCUUUUCGGGAAUCUGCCGAUCUGGUUCGUCAAACUUCUUCGGCGUGUCAUACGUUGA
This is a messenger RNA of Caenorhabditis auriculariae, 10627 nucleotides long. The record is from the annotation of a GenBank genome assembly. NCBI's taxonomy places the organism in Eukaryota, Metazoa, Nematoda, Chromadorea, Rhabditida, Rhabditidae.